AUGGUCAAGUACGUGCUGGACCGCCAACCUCCCACUUCUGUUUUCGCUUUUGCAUCCCACCUACUUCUCGAAACCGUGUCUUGGGUAGCCACUUCUGCGCCGCCGUCAUGGCUUCCCGGUCUCGAUCUCGGUCUCGAUCCCAAACUCCCUCACGGGGCCGUCGCCGCUCGUGGUCGCGUUCUCCAACACCUCGAUCUGCUGAUUCUCGAUCCCCCGACAGGCGUCGCCGUUUUGAUUCUCGGUCACCUUCGAGGCAGGGCAGCCGCACCCCGCCCCCUUCCCGACGCAACGGCAGACACAGAAGCGAUAGCCGCAGUCGGAGUCGAGGCCGUGGAAGGAGCAAUAGCAGGGAUCGUUGUAGAGAGACUCUCCAAGAACAUCAACGAGAGCCACUUGCACGAAAUCUUCGGAGAGUUCGGUCCGAUCAAGGACCUCGAUCUCCCCAUCAACAGGACUUGUAAGCAGAUACGCUCCUUUAUGGAGUGGCAAUUCGAUCCAUUGCUGAUCGUCGGUGCUUUGCUGACCCGUCCCCCACAUGCAGUCGGAACCAAUCGAGGCACAGCCUACAUUCUCUAUGAUUACGAAGGUGAUGCGGAAGCCGCCAUUGCUCAUAUGCACGAGGCUCAAGUCGACGGUGCUACCAUCAACGUGUCCAUUGUCUUACCACGAAGGAAGCUAUCCCCGGCGCCUCCAAUGGCGAGACGUGGUGCAAAUAUUGACCCCCGAGUCCCAUUUGGAGCUGGACGUGGAGGAGGUGCUCACGGGAGUGGCGAAGUGGCGGAGGACGACGGCGUCACUCCCCACCGCCAGGCCGAUAUAAUCAUAGAUCAGAUGUUUACCGGCCAUCAUCGCGCUCACCUUCAAAAUCGCAGAUGGGAAGGCCCGGAUCUUCCAGGGGUGGAGGAAGCCGGUAUCGCAGCCGCUCCCGAAACUCUUUCUCUUCUAGGUCGAGGUCCCGGUCACCCACGUCCAGACGACGAGGCGGGGGCCGCCGCGACGUAG
Clonostachys solani is the source of this 1002-nucleotide messenger RNA. The record is from the annotation of a GenBank genome assembly. Lineage: Eukaryota; Fungi; Ascomycota; Sordariomycetes; Hypocreales; Bionectriaceae.